Molecule: messenger RNA, 1212 nt
Organism: Didymosphaeria variabile
Lineage: Eukaryota; Fungi; Ascomycota; Dothideomycetes; Pleosporales; Didymosphaeriaceae
Exons: 1
Coding region: 1-1212 (403 amino acids)
Source: RefSeq, a predicted model, not a curated record
AUGUUGUCGCACGACAACUCAACGACGUCCAGCUGGGAGUCAGUAGUGGAUGAGGGGGCGCAGCGUCACCAUCGAAACGCGUUAUGCCUUGAAGAAGGUAUCUACAAGAGCACGUACGAAGUUUGGAAAGAUGGCGAUAACAUGCGACUCGAGGAUGAAAAUCUCCUAGCAGCGUGCUCUGAGCCGUUCUCGAUCAAACCAGAACGCCAGACACAGUCCUCCAAGUUACUCGAUUUGCCCGCAGAAUUGCAAAAUGAGAUCCUCCACAGUGUGGACCGCAGCGACUUCAAAGCGUUAUUGCAAACAUGCGUAGCUCUGCGAGCCGCUGUCAUGCCGCUCAUCCUGGAACACGUUGUUAUGUCGGGUAACUCACCGCGAUUCCAAUUGGUCGUCGAUACUCUGGAAGCAACAAUUUCGAAAUCUAAAGAGGUGGCCAACAUCAUUCGCCACUUGCAACUCCCAGACGAUGAUACCAACUCUGAUAUACUGUCGAGACUUCUCCCGCUCACUACAAAGAUCAAAUCUCUGCAUUAUGGGUACGUCGUCCACGAAGGUCCGGCUGACAACGACGUUAUAGAUGCUCGACAUCUCAGCAGUAUGCUGGCUCCUAUACAACACACCCUUACCACUCUCAAGGUCACAUACGUGCUCGAUCUGAAUGAAUGUGACGCUGGAGGCCAGCCUUGCGUGGAAGGCUGGCUGCGCGUAAAGGACAUGCUUGCACUAAAGAAGCUCGAAACAACUUUCACCAUUCUCUUCGGUCCCUCCAAAAAGGGUAUCAGGCUCCAUUAUGACCCCCCUGCAUAUGCCGAGGGAGCACCUCGACUUUCCGAUGUCCUGCCGCCUGGACUUGUGGAACUGAGGAUCUUGUCGGAUCCGUGGGAGUACGAUCCCGCAGGAUGGAAUACCGAGCAGAGAGUUGAGGUCAUUAGUGAAUAUGUCUGCGACAGAAAUUGGGAGCAGUUCACACCAGAUCUCAGAUUGCUGAAUUACAACAUGGAUAGUUGGAGAGACGUCAAUUCAAUGGACAAAGAGAUAGUCGCUGCGCAAGAUGCGCUUGCAGAGCUGAUUCGCAAGAAUGGCUUGGAGUGGGCUCUCGAGCUGUCAUCAACUCCGCAGAUAACGAACCUCUUCUUUGUCGCACAGGACAGAUAUAUUGAACACGAAGAGCGAAAAAGAGCGAUGAAUCUUCAGGAUCGGAAUUUACAUUAG